CACCCUCUCUUCUCCUGCUCCUUUCUUUCCAAAUCCCUGUCUUUAGUUCUGGUUUUCUUUGCCUUCAUGGAUUGUUGGUAUUCUUCCCUUGACGUCGACAAUGAAUUUGAGAAGCUUCUCUUUCGAAUGAACCCUCCAAGGGUCACUGUUGAUAAUGCUUCAAGCUCCAAAGCAACUUUGAUUAAGGUGGACAGUGCCAAUAAGCAUGGGAGCUUGUUAGAGGUUGUGCAGGCUCUGGCUGAUUUGGGUUUGACCAUCAAUAGAGCUUACAUUUCUUCAGACGGUGAAUGGUUUAUGGAUGUAUUUCAUGUCGUAGACCAAUUUGGAAAUAAGCUGUCAGAUGGUGAUGUUAUUAACCGCAUUGAACAGUCAUUGGGACCAAGAGCACGGAGCUUCCGGUCCUUGAGAAGGUCUGUGGGUGUCCAGGCUGCUAUGGAACACACAACUAUUGAAUUGACUGGAAGAGACCGACCGGGCUUGCUAUCAGAGAUCUUUGCCGUUCUUGCUGAUCUUAAAUGCAAUGUUGUGGCUUCUGAAGUCUGGACCCACAAUUCACGGAUGGCAUCUGUUGUCUACAUCACUGAUGAAGCUACUGGGUCACCAAUCGAUAAUCCGGACCGUCUUGCUAAGAUCAAACAACUUCUCCUUUAUGUGCUCAAGGGUGAUAGAGAUAAGCGUAGUGCCAAUACAGUUGUUUCUGUGGGUGGAACUCACACUGAAAGGAGGCUUCAUCAGAUGAUGUAUGCCGAUCGUGAUUACGACAAGGAUGAAGACAAGCCCACCAACACCUGUGAGCAGAGUAAACCCUUAGUGACGGUGGAGAAUUGUGAAGAGAAGGGGUACACAGUUGUGAAUUUGAGGUGCAUGGACCGGCCUAAGCUCCUCUUUGAUGCUGUGUGCACUUUAACAGAUAUGCAGUAUGUAGUCUUCCAUGCUACUGUCAUUGCAGAAGGACCAGAGGCAUAUCAGGAAUAUUUUAUCAGGCAUAAGGACGGGUGUCCUGUCAACUCAGAAGCAGAGAGGCAACGGCUAAUCCAUUGCUUGGAGGCAGCUAUUCGAAGGCGAACGUCUGAGGGACUAAGGCUCGAACUCUGCAGUGAAGACCGGGUUGGACUUCUAUCUGAUGUAACCCGCAUAUUUAGGGAAAAUGGGCUUUCAGUGACUAGGGCAGAGGUCACAACCAGGGGAUCCCAAGCUGUGAAUGUGUUCUAUGUGACAGAUGCAUCUGGGUAUCAGGUCAAGAGUGAAACCAUUGAGGCAGUUAGGAGCGAGAUUGGCCAGACGAUACUCCGUGUGGAAAAUGAUGUAUAUUCAAAAUCUCCUCCACAGGGAAGUGCAAGGUUUUCCCUCGGUACUCUCUUCCGAACCAGAUCAGAGAAAUUCCUUUAUAGCCUGGGUUUAAUAAAAUCAUGCUCAUAGAAGCAUUUUCAGGUCAACCAGGCACUGUCAUCCAAUGUGUAUGUAGAUCAGAGUAUUGGUGGAGUAAGAGCCUGACCAAGCAGGUUCUUCUUCAACAACAUUAGCACUUGGCAGUGAGAUUCAACUUGUCGACAUCUCCUUGUAAAUUUACCUGUACCAUAUGCUGCCUUUGUUACCUUCUGCAAAAUGUAAAGGAUAUCUUAGGUUCUUAUGAAUGAAACUAGAAUUUG
Molecule: messenger RNA, 1649 nt
Organism: Telopea speciosissima
Lineage: Eukaryota; Viridiplantae; Streptophyta; Magnoliopsida; Proteales; Proteaceae
Product: ACT domain-containing protein ACR4-like
Exons: 7
Coding region: 67-1419 (450 amino acids)
Source: RefSeq, a predicted model, not a curated record